AUGGAGACCAGGGGGAGACAGACCAGGGGGAGACACAAGGCACCGGACAUCCUGAAGGUAAGCAUAUAGAGGCAGUCUGCUGAGGAUGGCAAAGAUAAUCAUUACAGGACCUAACAAUAGUCAUAACCACACAUAGCUGGUCAGUUGACUGAUAUUGGUAUUGGUAUGUCAGUUUCAUUUUCAGUAGAGAUUCUUUCUACCAAAUGUAUCCAAGGGGUGACCAACAACGGGUAAGAAACAUAAUCUUCUAAAAUAAAGCUUCUACAACACGCCUCCUAGUGGUUUGCGUGAAGUCUUUAAAUGCGUUUCAUGAAAACUUUAACAACUUGCCAAAUGUGUAUACUAAUGUGUUUUAUUUUCUUGUCUGUACUCAUUAAUCUAGUCAACUUGUUUAUGUUGCAUAACACCUCUUUCCUAUAUAGUAAUUACAUGUAAAUAUUAUGUUGUCGGUGUCGUCACUAUCACAAGCUGUAGAUUUCAGCUACAGUGGACCCAGAAACUUUUGGUCUGCUGUGAACCUCACGUUUUGGUUUAUUUUCAAUGUUCUUUCGGUUUACUGACCUUUAUAUUGUUCAGAUAAACUCUUAUUAAUCUAUGACUCUAAAUCUGGUAGCCUACUGGUGUUCUGCUUUGACUCAUGUAUUUUUACUACCAUACCCCGUUCAAAGGCAUUUAAAUCUUUUACUACCAUACCCCGUUCAAAGGCACUUAAACCUUUUGUCUUGCCCAUUCACCCUCUGAAUGGCACACAUACACAAUCCAUGUCUCAAUUGGCUUAAAAAUCCUUCUUUAACCUGUCUCCUCCCCUUCAUCUACACGGAUUGAAGUGGAUUUAACAAGUGACAUCAACAAGGGAUCAUAGCUUUCACCUGGAUUCACCUGGUCAGUCUAUGUCAUGGAAAAAGCAGUUCAUAAUGUUUUUUAAACUCAGUGUAUAUGGCGCAUUUUCGGGUACUCGAAUACUCAAACAAAUAAUAAUAAGAGUACUCGAACAGUCAAAAAAUGUCAAAUGCCCAUGCAUCUCAAACCUGAUACUUUGUGUAAUAUGUACAUGGAUGUAUUCAAUGUUCUGAUCCACAGAUUUAAGAAUGGGGGACGUGUUGAUGGCAGAGUUUGGGGUGGCAUUAACUCAAACCUGGCACUGUGUGUAAAUGAUGUACAUAAGUAUGUAUUAAAUGCUCUGUUCAGUACAGAUUUAAGAAUGGGGGACAGUUUGAUGGCAGAGUUUGGCGCUGCAGCUUCCUAUCUGCGCAAGUCAGACAAGGAGCGUAUGGAAUGCCAGACUAGAUGUUUAUACAAGGAUAACAAUUAUUUAUAAACUAAAUUGAGUUAUACGCUUUACUGUUUACUAUUAUAAUCCUUCUAACAAGAGACAACAAAGAGCAGAAUCCUAACUUGAGAUCUUUAACUUUCAUGCAAAUCUGGCAUUACCUGUAAAUAGUUGAUUUGUUAAAAUUCAACAUUGUGUGCAAUCUCACAUUAAGAUUGGUCUCAAAGUGAAUACCUCUGCACCUUGAAAAUUAUACACAUUUUUUUUAUUUGCUCUUCUUUCCGACUAUUACUGUGAAGGAGGACGACGUCCACGCUCAGAACCUGCCAAAGUUCGUUAAAAUUGAGGACAUGGUGAUGUUCGCCUUCCUGCACGAGCCCCCUGUACUGUUUGACCUCAAAGAGCGUUACGCAGCCUGGAUGAUCUACAAAAGUAAUGACCUGCCUGCUGAUAUCUCCAUUAAAUCAAACUCCCUCGUCUUCCACAGACCUACUCAGGGCCGUUCUGUGUUACUGUCAACCUAUACAAGUGGCUGCCAGUGUAUGAUCAGUCUGUUGUCAAUGCAUACAGAGGCAAGAAGAGGACAGAAGCUCCUCCUCACAUAUUCUCUAUCUCUGACAAUGCCUACCAGUACUUGUUGUCAGGUAAAAUAUCACUUUUCCUUUUCAUCUACAGAAAUCAAAUGAUAUUUGGAUAAUGUCACAUUUACUGAUACUUCUAUUUCAACAGACAGGGAAAAUCAGUCUGUCCUUAUCACGUAAGUACAUCAACCAAAGUUUAUAUCCAUUUGAGACUAUUUCAAAUCAAGAGGAAUUCUGAUACGUCAACAUUUGUAUUUUCAAUCCCAGUGGAGAAUCCGGUGCUGGAAAGACUGUUAACACCAAGAGAGUCAUCCAGUACUUCGCCAGCAUUGCUGCUGUUAGUGGAAAGAAAAGUGCAGCAGAAGAAAAAAAGGUCAAAUAGAAUGCAAAUGUUCAUUAUUAUCGAUCCUAAAUUAAACAUUCUUCAUGGCUGGAUGAGCAUAUGUUGACAAAAUGUAAUUUUUGUUCAUAGAGUAUUGAUUUUCAUUGCAGCAUUUUAACACUGUAUGGUUGUUGGUUUAUAGGGGACCCUGGAAGAUCAAAUCAUCCAGGCCAAUCCUGCCCUGGAGGCUUUUGGUAAUGCCAAUGUCACGGUUUCGGCCGAGGCUGCUCCUCCUCCUUGUUCGGGCAGGGUUCGGCGUUCGUCGUCCCCGGAGUACUAGCUGCCACCGUUGAAUGUUUCUAUGUUUGAUUGCUUUUGUCUGUCCAUUGCACCUGUGUCCGUUUGUGUCUGAUUAUGUGUUCUAUAAGUUUCCUGUUUUGUAUUGGUUAGGUUGUGUGUUGUUAUUUCGCCUGUCCGUUAGUGCUGCGUGUUCUUUCUGUCUAUUGUUUUGUUAGUUUACGCACAGUCUGCGUAAUCGUUCGCCUCUGUUUGUGUUUGAGGCCGUUCAUUGUAUUUGUGCUUGGGUUUUUGCACUAGUAAACGUUGUUGGACUAAGCUUCGGUGUCCUGCGCCUGACUCCCGCACCACAUUAACCUCAGCUAGUGACAGCCAAGACCAUCAGGAAUGACAACUCCUCCCGAUUCGUAAGUUUUGUCUUUGUUUGCAGUCAAAUAUCAUUCAAAUCUUAUCAUAAAGGUUAAUCUUAUCUGUUAACUUCAGUAUUAGAAUUGUAUUAGGAUCUGCAUUUUAUUAGGAUCCCUAUUAGUUGAUGUCAUUACAUUUUACAUUGUAGUUAUUUAGUAGACACUCUUAUUUAGAGCGACUUACAGUUAGUGCAUUUAUCUUAAGAUAGCUAGGUGAGACAACCACAUAUCACAGUCGUUGUACAUUUUUCCUCAAUGAAAAGUUGUCACUCAUGACGUCAGCUAUUCUUUCUCAGGUCCAUCAGCUAAUCUUCCCUUUGGGAGUAUGUGUGCAAAAUAACUGGGUUUAGAAAGUAUUUGUUUUAUUUAUAAUACUUUCAGUGCCUGAUUGAGCCUAACAGAUAUGGUUCCAUUACACUAUACGAGCUCAAUCAAGCACACCUAAGGUAUUCAAAAAGAAAACAAAUACUUAUUGGACCCAGAUCUUGGGUGCUCCAGUGGAGGCUCUUGUCACGUUCGUUAAGGAACGGGUCAGACCAAGGCGCAGCGUGAUAUGCAUACAUGUUUAUUUGACACGAAUACACAACAACAAAACAACUAACGAAACGUGAAGUCCAAGGUACACAAACUACAUACCUAACACGGAACAAGAUCAAACCACCCACUAGUGCCAAUAGGCUGCCUAAGUAUUGUCCCCAAUCAGAGACAACAAGCUACAGCUGCCUCUGAUUGGGAACCACACCGGCCAACAUAGAUCUACACAUAAUAGAAACCCAACAUAGAAAUGCACGACAUAGAACAUACACACCCUGACUCAACAUAUACGAGUCCCCAGAGUCAGGGCAUGACAGCUCUUCAGAGGAGGAAGGGGAGGACCAUCUUCUUCAGUGAAUUUCAUAAAAAUACAAAUUGUAAAACAUUAAAAAAGUUAUCCUUUUUAGAUAAAACUAUAUUAAAUAUAUUCACAUCACCAAAUAAUUGAUUAAGGUCCACAGUAGCCUCAAUAGCACUCUGUAGGGUCGCACCAUGGUGUAGCCGGAGGACAGCUAGCUUCCGUCCUCCUCUGGGUACAUUGACUUCAAUACAAUACCUAGGAGGCUCAUGGUUCUCACACCCUUCCAUAGACUUACACAGUAAUUAUAACAACUUCCGGACGAUGUCCUCCAAACAAUCAGAGCUUUUGCAGCAUGAAGUGACAUAUUGUCCACCCAAUCAAAGGAUCGGAGAAUGUACUGAAAGCAUAAGAUACAGCUAGCUAGCACUGCAGUGCAUAAAAUGUGGUGAGUAGUUGACUCAAAGAGAGAGCAAGACAAAAGUUGAACAGUUUUGAACAAAUUAAUUUCUUCCAAAAUGAAGGAGAAGCGAGAGCGAGAGAGAGAGAGAGAGAUUUCAUAAUUUUUUCUUCACUUUCAGUUUCACUUACUUAGCUAGCAAAUACAGAUAGCUAGUUUAACCUACUCAAACACCCUGCUCGAACAGAGGGAUGCUAUGUUAGCUAGCUGGCUAUGACUAUCCAACACAACACUGGAACUCUUCCAAGUCAAGGUAAGCUUUUUGUUUUACAAAUGUAUUGCCACCGGGGCCCACCGGUGUAAGUGCUAAACUGCUUACUGACUGUAAUGUUACUGCAUGAUUGUAGCUGGUUUACUAACGCGUUAGUUCUAUUACCUAUGUUGACUAUGACUUUACUUUAGCUAAUAUGGUGACAACAAUGUAGGCUGUGUGUAGCAGUUAUGAUAUGGUUUGGCUUGGAUUUUUUUUCCGCCUUGGUCACAUACUGCUGAUGUGUUGUGCAUUGCGAAUGGGAAAGGUGAGAGGAGGAGAGCGCAUAGAUGCGAGAAGGAAUACAAAGUGGCUGCUAUAAAAGUGAACUGUGUUUACGCUUGAACAGGGGUGUAUUCAUUCCCCCGAUUCUGUUGAAAAACAUUUCUAAAACAGAAGCAAACGAAAUGGGGAUAAACAUACCUGAAUUUGUCGAAUAUAAACUCUCGUUUGCAACUGUUGGACUAAUGAUUACACCCUAGAUCAGCUAGAUGCAGGCAAGAGUGUGCAAGGCAUUAUUGAAUGUGUCACUCACUGUCUGUCCGUGUCACCUCUAAGUUUUCUCUCCACCUGUGUACACCUACGUUGUAAACUUCCAUUCAUAGGCUAGGUUGUAACAACCUCAUGAUGGGUAUAGGGAAAAUUUGAGUAUCAUGUAGUAGCCUAAACCUAUUGCUGUUACAUUGAACUGGGUGAAUAGAAUAUGAAUGACAGUCAUCCAUAAUGCUGUAAUAGAAAUAAGGCCAUGCUCAUAAUAUAUAUAUAUAUAUAUUUUAAAAUUCUCCUCCCUCAUCUUAAACGGCACCGGCCACCACUGGGGUGCUCAUUAAUUUCUGCUUUGACAAUACCUUACAGGGUCAAUUCAUCCGAAUUCAUUUUGGAGUCAGUGGGAAGCUUUCGUCUGCUGACAUUGAGACUUGUGAGUACAAUACUCAAUUUGCUCAGCAUUGAACAGAUCUAUUUGACAGGGAACACAUUAAUACCAAAACAACUUUUCCAUACUUCUCAGAUCUUCUGGAGAAGUCACGUGUAACUUUCCAGCUCAAGGCUGAGAGAGACUAUCACAUCUUCUACCAGAUCCUGUCCCAACAGAAACCAGAACUGCUGGGUGAGUAUUGAAACAUCGAACUGAUUGGGUUGCGGUUAAUUCUGAAUGAAACUUUUGUAGUUUCCAAUUCAAUUCUGAUGAUGCAGUGCAGCCAGCCCAGGCAGUGUGCUACCCCCAUCCCCCACCGUAAACCACACAACACAAUAUAGAGUGAUUUAUGUCGUAACAUUUCCUUUGAGACACAUUCCAAAGUAAAGCCUUACGUAAGGCUAAGUUUGUCCAUGAUAAAGUUGCAAUUAUUUAAAUGCCACACUGAGAUCCAUUGCACACAAAACAAUCUCCACAUUUUCAAAACAUGAUCAGGACUAAUUUGCCGUCCUGUCUAUUUAUAAAUAACUGUUUAUGUUAUGACCUAUACCACAGCCCAAACACAAAUUAAACUGUGCUGUUCAAUUAUUUUCAGAGAUGUUACUUAUCACCAGCUAUCCCUAUGACUAUGCCUUCAUCUCCCAAGGAGAGAUUGCUGUAACUUCCAUUAAUGAUGCAGAUGAGCUAAUGGCUACUGAUGUGAGUAAAAUACCGUAAUUUUCGGACUAUAAGCCGCGCCUUUUUUUCCAAUUUUUCGACCCUGCGGCUUAUAUAACGGUGCGGCUAAUCUAUGGAUUUUUACAGCUAACGGCCACUAGAAGACCUCCUAAAUCUAUGGAUUUUACAGGUUACAGUCCACCAACUUUAACUCUAUGGGCUCUAUGACCGGUCCGCGCCUCCCACCUUUAAGCGGCGGGCUCCAGCAGGAAAAGCUGGAGGCCGGAAAAGAGUGAGACAGGUAGCGCGCAAAAGUAAAAGUGGAACCGAGAGUGGUACGAGAGACAGAACGAGAGACAGAACGAGAGCAAGACAGACAGACAUUACGAGAGCGAGACAGUUUGUCUCUUUCCCGACAAUCCCCUCUGUGCACGAACCCUUACAUAUGGUAAUUAAACAUUAAAACACCUGCGGCUUAUAGUCCAGUGCGGCUUAUAUAUGUACACAUCAUUCAAUUUAGCUGCUGCGGCUUAUACUCCGGUGCGCCUUAUAGUGCGGAAAAUACGGUAUAUACAUACUGUACAUACGAUAAUUUUCCACUUGUAUCCAACUCUUUCUCCAAUACAAAACAAUGGCCUUUUUGGAACUAGGUUGCCUUUGAUGUGCUGGGCUUCUCCCAAGAGGAGAAGAAUGGCAUUUAUAAGCUGACUGGUGCCAUCAUGCACUACGGCAACCCGAAGUUCAAGAAUAAGCAGCGGGAGGAGCAAGCAGAGGCAGAUGGCACUGAGGGUGAGUGCUGAGGAUUUAAAACCUCUCACUUCAAUAUACAGUUGAAUCUGAAAAAUCCUAAAUUAGUUAGCAUGCCUCUUCCAAUCAUAAAACUUUCCCUUUCUAGAUGUCGACAAAGUCGUAUAUCUGAUGAGCCUGAACUCUGCUGACCUAAUCAAGGGGCUGUGUCACCCAAGGGUCAAAGUAGGAAAUGAGUGGGUCACCAAAGGUCAGAGUGUCAACCAGGUGACUCUUUAAAAGAAAUGUGAACAUAAAACUUCUGUAUAGAGUUGCUAAUAUUUUCAUGCCUGUGAUUCCCCAUUGAACAUGCUUUUUAGGCCAGGACUAUGUCCGAUCUGUGUCUAGGAAACUGUCCCUAUGCAUUUCUGUUGAGGCUAUGUUUUGGUAAUUUAUUUUCUCAAUAUUUUGUAGGUGUACUACUCUAUUGGUGCACGUUCAAAGAACAUUUACGAGAACAUGUUCCUCUGGAUGGUGAUAAGAAUCAACCUUUCUCUGGACACCAAGAAUGCUCGCCAGCUCUUCAUUUGUGUGCUGGACAUUGCUGGCUUUGAGAUCUUUGAUAUGAGUGUUUGAUGUAAAUUUGUUUUAAAAAAGGACACAUCAUGAAACAAAUAAUCUAAAACAUCACAGCUGACAAAUUAAAGUACCUGUGAACUUCCCUUCCAGUUCAACACCUUUAAGCAGCUGUGCAUCAACUUCACUAAUGAGAAGCUGCAGCAGUUCUUCAACCACCACAUGUUUGUGCUGGAGCAGGAAGAGUAUAAGAAAGAGGGCAUCGUCUGGGAGUUCAUUGACAUUGGCAUGGACUUGGCUGCCUGCAUUGACCUCAUUGAAAGGGUUGGUGUCUUCAGUUGUGCAGUAGUUUAUAUGAUGUGUACAGAGUAUUCUUUGAGAUUUCAAACAUUACAAGAGCAAUCUUUAUAAAUGUGCUUCAACCAGAAAUUAUUCUGAUAUUUAUUCACUAUGCUUUUCCCUUAGCACUAAUUUAUUUUAAUAUAUUCCUUCCACUAGCCCAUGGGUAUCAUGUCCAUCCUUGAAGAGGAGUGCAUGUUCCCCAAGGCCAGUGAUUCUACAUUCAAAGCUAAGCUGUAUGAUACGCAUCUCUGCAAAAAUGCAUGCUUCCAGAAGCCUAGGAUUGUUAAGGGUAGACCAGAGGCACAUUAUUCCCUGGUUCACUAUGCUGGCAUUGUUGACUACAACAUUGGUAACUGGCUGGUGAAGAACGAGGACCCCCUGAAUGAGACUGUGGUCGGACUGUUCCAGAAGUCAGGUCUUAAGUUCCUGGCCAACCUCUUUGUGGGCUAUGCUGGUGCAGAAGGAGGUACUAUGUGUUUCUAUCUGUAAAGACUACAAACCACUAAAAUAAAUAACAAUCGCCAUGAUAGUAGUAAUAUUAGUAUAUUUGAAUUGUUAUUUCAUUAUCAAACAGCACCUGAAGAAAAAGCAGCUGGAGGAAAAAAGAAGAAAGGCUCUUCCUUCCAGACUGUGUCUGCAUUGCACAGGGUAAAUCUGAGCUUAUAUCAAUAUAUUUCAGAUGUUUUCACAUGGAAGAUUAUUAACAAAUGUAUUAUAUUUGCACUAUAUUUGAGAUGCCAGUAUGUGCUGGAUUGGCAUGUUCGCAUUAAAUGCUGUGGUGAAUCGUGAGGUACUUGGAGACUCAUUCCCUGAUGGAAAAUUCUACAUUUGUCAUACUCACAGGAGAACUUGGGUAAACUCAUGACCAAUUUGAGGUCUACUCACCCCCACUUUGUGCGUUGCCUCAUCCCCAACGAGAACAAGACUCCUGCCAUCACUAGCACAUUAGAGGCUGCUGCCUAUAGUCAUAGACUAGAAAUCACUCGCCAGUUUAAGAAAUUGAACACUAGUCAUUUUAAUAUUUUUUACAUAUCUUGCAUUACUCAUCUCAUAUGUAUAUACUGUAUUCUAUAAUAUUCUACUGUAUCUUACUCCAUGCCGCUCUGUCACUGCUCGUCCAUAUAUGUAUAUAUUCUUAAUUCUAUUCCUUACUUAGAUUGUGUGUAUUGGGUAUAUGUUGUGAAAUUGUUAGAUAUUACUUGUUAGAUAUUACUGCACUGUCAGAGCUAGAAGCACAAGCAUUUCGCUACACCCGCAAUAAUAUCUGCUAAACACGUGUAUGUGACAAAUAAAAUGUGAUUUGUAUUUGAUUUGGGGCCAUGGAGAAUCCUCUGGUCAUGCACCAGCUGCACUGUAACAGUGUGCUGGAAGGCAUCAGGAUCUGCAGAAAGGGUUUCCACAACAGGAUCCUGUAUGCUGACUUCAAACAAAGGUAGAAAUCAUGCAUUUUUUUUUAUUUAAAUUUUUGUUAAGAUACCACAUCUUCAAUCCAAAUGCUACCCCUGAUGGCCAGUUCAUGGACAACAUGAAGGCAGCUGAAAAACUCCUGGGCUCUCUGGACAUUGACCACACCCAUUACAGAUUAUAACACACUAAGGUCAAUUAUUUAAAUAGAUGAAAAGCAAUAAGACCUGUUGGACCAGGAUGGAAAAACAGCAGCAAUUACCAGGUCCAAGCAGUAUAUUACCAAAACACCACUGUCACGCCCUGACUCAGGGGACGCUUAUAAGUUGAGUCAGGGUGUGCAUAUUCUUUGUUGUGCGUUUUCUAUGUUGUAUUCUAGUAUGUGUGGAUCUAUGUUGGCCGGUGUGGUUUCCCAAUCAGAGGCAGCUGUCGCUCGUUGUCUCUGAUUGGGGACCAUACUUUAGCAGCCUAUUGGCACUGUCUAGUUGUGGGAUCUUGUUCCUUGUGAGGUAUGUUGUGUGUGCUACCUUGGACUUCACGUUUCGUUUUUAUUGUUUUGUCGAGUGUUUAUUGGUUUAAUAAACAUGUACGUAUAUCACGCUGCGCCUUGUUCUGUCCCGUCCUUCAACGUACGUGACAACCACGAUCAGGUCAACCUGAGCAAUGCCUCUUGAAAUAACUGCUGAUAUACCACUGAACAUGCUUACUACAUAUCAUCUGUCUUUAGGGCAAAUGGGUCAAGUCAAGAGAUACAAAUGUGUACUUGGUAUAGCGCCACCAUGUAGUACAUCCAGAUCUGGCUACUUUAUUUAUUUUUAUUUCACCUUUAUUUAACCAUGUAAGCCAGUUGAGAACAAGUUCUCAUUUAUAACUGCGACCUGGCCAAGAUAAAGCAAAGCAGUGCGAUAAAAACAACACCACAGAGUUACAUAUGGGGUAAAACAAAACAUAAAGUCAUAAAUACAACAGAAAAUAUAUAUACAGUGUGUGCAAAUGUAGCAAGUUAUGGAGGUAAGGCAAUAAAUAGGCCAUAGUGCAAAAUAAUUCCAAUUAGUAUUAACACUGGAAUGAUAGAUACUUAAAAGCAUUUUGGCCAUAUGUUCUGUACAUGCUUUUACAGACCUUGCCAAAUUGUGUAACUCUUGGUUAACAUGCUGGGUCUGAAGUUGUAAAAUCAAUUGCUCAUUACAGGGCCACCCUGUGGUCAAUUUGUGCCAUUUUCCUACAGAGGCUAGACAUCAGCAAUCUAAACAUGACUGCCAAGUUUAUUUUUUAUCUGGGGGAUACCACAUUAAAGUUAUUUAUGGUCAACUGGAAGAAAAAUGCAAUCCUACCAAAUACACGACGAGCCAAGCACCACAUUAUGGCCUUUGUGUAUCUUUAGGUGUUCUUCAAGGCUGGUCUCCUGGUUACCCUUGAGGAGAUGAGAAACAAUCAUCUGGCUCUUAUCAUCACUGGCCUCCAGGCCUGAUCACGUGGUCUACUUGCCAGAAUUGAGUUCCAGAAAAUAGUUGAACGCAGGAUGGAAUAAGAAUAGAUCAAACUUCUUCAGGCAAUAUGGUGAAGGUGGAAAAGGUUGUGUAAAAAGCUAAUUCUAUUCAAUUUCACAGGGAUGCCUUGCUUGUGAUCCAAUGGAACAUUUGUGCCUUCAUGGGUGUCAAGAAUUGGCCCUGGAUGAAGCUGUACUUCAAGAUCAAACCUCUGCUGAAGUCAGCAAAGACUGAUAAGGAGAUGGCCAACAUGAAGGAAGAAUUCCUGAAGCUUAAAGAGGCUUAUGCUAAAUCUGAAGCUCGUAAAAAGGAGCUGGAAGAAAAGAUGGUGUCCCUUCUCCAAGAGAAGAAUGACCUGCAGCUCGCUGUCCAAACUGUGAGUAACUUUAACUGCACUACAGUUACUUUGCUGCUGUCACAUCUUUGGUCCAAAUGGCCUUUCUAGUUAGCUUUUAGCUUAGAGCUAACAAGAGAGAUGGAAAAACAGAGAGAAAAGAGACAUGAUUUGCUAAAUAGAUUGAUAGAAGCAUUUAAAUGUUUAAAGUAAUGACUAAAGUAUUCCACCCCGAAACUGUAUAACUGUGUGAAAUGUGUUAGAAUCAUAAGAAUAUAAUCUAAUGAUGUGUGUAGCUUAGUUAGAAAAUUUUUGUGGCCUCUGUUCUGGGGGUGGCUAUAGCCUGCAUGGGAAUGUUGGUACUCUGUGGAUGUUGUCUAAUCCCUUGUGUGAGAGGUCUUGUUUCUAGGACUCUGAAAGCUGUGUCCCAGCAGAUGGUGAGAUACAGUCCGCUCCCGAAUUCAGACCAAUGGGAUGAACGAUACAUGCCUCCAGUUUUGGUUGAUGAUGCAGAAGAUUUUAAUCCUGAUGAACCUGCAUUGAAUGAGACCAUUUUUAAUGUUUAGUAUGCUAUCCUUUCAAUUAAGAUCAUAACGAAAAUCCUAACAAGAAGAGUUAUGAUUGGAAGUAGAGUUUGUUAGCAUGAUAUGAUUUAAUAUGAUGUAUUUUAUCAAGAAAUACAUUUAUUGUAUGUGUGUAUUAUUUAGUCAAAGGGUGGAUUGAUAGAAGAUUUUAAAUGUUUAAAGUAAUGACUAAAGUAUUCCACCCCGAAACUGUAUAACUGUGUGAAAUGUGUUAGAAUCAUAAGACUAUAAUCUGAUGAUGUGUGUAGCUUAGUUAGACUUAGAAAUAGGACAUUGUGGUCUUUUGCAGCUAUACAUGCAGGGGUCGGAUGGGAAACCAGAUGUCCCCACCUAGGGAGGGGAAGCGAGAGACUUGUAGACGAUAUAACCAUGUAGAGGCCUAAUGGAAAAAUACAGCCUGUCUAAGCAGGGAGUAGCCUAUGAUAAGAAUUUGUGUGUGUGAAUAAAAGGACUUGCUCUGCACUUUGGGGGCAGAGCGCUCUCUGAAUAAAGAACUGAUCAUUGUAUGCUGGGAUUCUGUCUGUUUUCAUAACUAGAGCCUUACAACCUCUAGGAUACAGAUGGAGUUAUAAAAUAGUUCAGUUUGAACAUUGAGAUAGAAAUUCUUGUGACAUAGAUACAUACAAUCAGUGGAGCAUUUUUCGAUCAUUUGUAGUGUCCAAAUAUUUUUCCACCAAACAAACUUCGGAACUUUGGAGAAUUGUAUAUACUUACAAUAUAUUGACACAUUGACAGCAAGAAGACACUAUUGGUGAUGCUGAAGAGAGAUGUGAGGAUCAAGAGCACAAUCCAGCACAUAUCAUUGCCAGCUGACCAAGGAGAAGAAGGCUCUGCAGGAGGCUCAUCAGCAAACGCUGGAUGACCUGCAGAGUGAGGAGGACAAAGUCAACACGCUGACCAAAGCCAAACUGGAACAGCAAGUUGAUGAUGUGAGUAUCAAAUAGGAAUUCAUAAAAAUUACAACAAAAUGUGUUAUAUCCUAAAAAUAGGCUACAGUAAAUUGGUUACUCCGAAUAUUGUUUUAUACAUAUUUUAUCAGCUUGAAGGGUCUCUGGAGCAAGAGAAGAAGGUGAGAAUGGGCCUUGAGAGAGCCAAGAGAAAGCUGGAGGGAGACUUGAAGUUGACCCAGGAGAGUCUAAUGGACCUGGAGAAUGACAAGCAGCAGCUGGAGGAGAGAAUGAAGAAGUAA
Molecule: messenger RNA, 12637 nt
Organism: Coregonus sp. 'balchen'
Lineage: Eukaryota; Metazoa; Chordata; Actinopteri; Salmoniformes; Salmonidae
Source: the annotation of a GenBank genome assembly